Molecule: messenger RNA, 513 nt
Organism: Aspergillus piperis CBS 112811
Lineage: Eukaryota; Fungi; Ascomycota; Eurotiomycetes; Eurotiales; Aspergillaceae
Product: cupin domain-containing protein
Exons: 2
Coding region: 8-445 (145 amino acids)
Source: RefSeq, a predicted model, not a curated record
CAAGAUCAUGGUCCGCGGCAAAGGCGUAGCCAACAUCAUCUACAGCACCAAGGGCAACCCGGUAGACAUGACCGAUGACGCGGACGUCAAGUUCGCCAAAGAAAACGAGCCUCCCCUGCACAUCCCCAACGGCUCAGUCGUCCGUCUCAUUGACUUUGCCCCCGGCGUCGAAUCGCCCAUGCACCGCGCCGUCUCCCUGGACUAUGGCAUUGUUGUCGAGGGCGAAGUGGAGAUUACCCUGGACAGUGGCGAGUCCAAGAUCAUGAAACCGGGCGAUAUCUCGGUGCAGCGCGCUACGAUGCACAAGUGGCGGAAUGUGUCCGAUACGAAGCCCGCUCGCGUGGUGUUUAUUUUGUUGGACUGCUUGCCAUAUUCGGUAAAUGGGGUGCAGAUGACGGAGGAUUUGGGCGAUUUGGCUGGUGAAUAUGCUAAGAGGGAGGAAUGAGUGCUUUCGUGUAGGACGUGUGAUGCAUUUAUUUAGGUGAUCUUCGAAGAUGUCACACAGUUAGAGAA